Messenger RNA from Protobothrops mucrosquamatus (brown spotted pit viper), 1445 nucleotides. RefSeq names its product isoprenylcysteine carboxyl methyltransferase (gene ICMT). Gene Ontology annotation, molecular function: protein C-terminal S-isoprenylcysteine carboxyl O-methyltransferase activity. The transcript is spliced from 5 exons. Lineage: Eukaryota; Metazoa; Chordata; Lepidosauria; Squamata; Viperidae. The record is from RefSeq and is a predicted model, not a curated record. Gene Ontology annotation, biological process: C-terminal protein methylation. Bases 1 to 873 code for a protein of 290 amino acids. Gene Ontology annotation, cellular component: endoplasmic reticulum; membrane.
AUGGCCGGCGAGCAACGGAGGGCGGGCGGGCUCCGCUGGGCCGAGGCUCGCACCAGCCUGGCCGCUUUCCUGCUGGGCGGCUCCGUGGUGGCCGCCGUGCCGCUCUUGCUCCGGGCCGGCUUCCAAGGCCGGGCCGCGCUGGCGCUCCACGUCGCCGGCGCCAACGCGACGCUCCUCUUGGCCUGGGGCCGAGCGCCGGGCGGGAUGUACCAGAUAGCGAUCCGGGCCUGUUUCCUGGGCUUUGCGUUCGGAUGCGGCUUGCUGCUCAGCUUCAGGCAGUCUUCCUGGAAACAUUUUGGCUGGUACAUGUGUUCGCUGUCUCUGUUCCAUUAUUCGGAAUAUCUGAUCACGGCGGUCAACAACCCCCGUAGCUUGUCUCUGGACUCCUUCCUACUCAACCACAGUUUUGAAUAUAACAUGGCCGCUCUUUCCUCGUGGAUCGAGUUCACCGUGGAAAAAUUCAUUUUCCCAGAAAUGAAGCAGGUGGCUUGGCUGAGCUCCGCCGGGCUGCUGAUGGUGGUCUUGGGCGACUGUUUACGCAAGGCAGCCAUGCUGACCGCUGGCUCGAAUUUCAACCACAUCGUCCAGAACGAGAAGUCGGAGAGUCACAGGCUGGUGACCCGGGGCGUCUACGGCUGGUGUCGGCACCCUUCGUAUGUGGGGUGGUUUUCCUGGAGCAUCGGAACUCAGGUACUUCUCUGCAACCCCGUCUGCCUGGUGGGCUACACCCUGGUCUCCUGGCGUUUUUUCCGCGACAGGGUAGAAGAAGAAGAGCGGGCCCUGAUCCACUUUUUCGGAGAGGAAUAUUUGGCCUAUAAGGAGAAGGUACCCAGUGGGCUCCCCUUUAUCCGAGGCUUCAGAAUUGAACUCUGAAAUCUUAACGCCGGCAUCGGGGGGCCACAUCCUGCCUCGGCUUUCGCCAAGCCUGGGAAAAUCCUCGGAGCACGUGCAGAGGGCUCAAAAAAGCUUAAGAGGUUCCUUAAAAAAAAACAAACCUACCUUUCUUAGAGGAUUUACAGGGCUGCUUAGAGUUCUCCAACCGAGCCAUAAGUCUGAUCUUUUUUCUUUUUAAAGAGAAAAUUUGCCAUUUGUCGCUUGCAAGUUGAAAUCCCAGUCCCGGAUUAAAAGAGAGCCGAGAAAAAAAAAAAAUCCCGCAGACUGUAUUCCCCCCCCCCUCAAAAUCAUGCAGAUUUGACUCUUUUCCCUGUUUGCCCUUCUAACAGCUGCUUAAUGCCGUUUGAAGCCUGAUCUUAAAAAUCUUUUGGGAAAAUUAUAAAUGACUUUUUCUAAGUUAUAAAAUUCUCAUCCAGCUGGGAAGACCUGACUUAACAGCAGAAAAAAAAAAUCUCUUUUUUUUUUCACCAACGGCCUGCCAUUCUUUUGGUUCCCCCCCAUCACUUAUGCAAAACUUUGAAGACAAAUCUGAAAUACAUGUCGGUUUCUAC